This is a messenger RNA of Pieris macdunnoughi, 1548 nucleotides long. The record is from the annotation of a GenBank genome assembly. Lineage: Eukaryota; Metazoa; Arthropoda; Insecta; Lepidoptera; Pieridae.
AUGGCGACGGAUCCAGCGAAAAACCGCAUGCAUGUUUUCAAGAACACAGGCAAAGAUGUCGACGAAAUGCGCAGACGACGAAACGAAGUGACAGUCGAGCUCAGAAAAAAUAAAAGAGAAGAAUCACUUCAAAAACGUCGUAAUGUACCCAUCAGUGACUCAACAGACGAAGAUGAGAUCGAGAGGACGUUGGCCUCUACAGAUCUUCGUGAGCUAGUUAUGAAUGCGGCAAACGCAGAUAAUCCUGAAGUGCAGCUUUCAGCCGUGCAGCAAUGUAGAAAACUACUCUCUUCCGACAAAAAUCCACCGAUAGAUGAAUUAAUCAGCACUGGAAUUCUCCCUAUUCUUGUUGUCUGCUUAUCUAGAGCAGACAACCCUACCCUGCAAUUCGAAGCGGCGUGGGCUCUUACGAAUAUUGCGUCUGGAACAUCUGCGCAAACUAAUAAAGUGGUUCAUGCUGGAGCAGUUCCAUGGUUCUUGCAAUUACUUAUGUCACCACAUGAGAAUGUGUGUGAGCAAGCUGUCUGGGCUCUUGGUAAUAUUAUUGGUGAUGGCCCUAUUCUACGAGAUUUUGUUGUUGAAUUGGGAGUUGUCAAACCUUUAUUGAGUUUCAUUAAGCCUGAGAUACCUAUAUCAUUUCUACGUAAUGUGACAUGGGUUAUUGUGAACCUGUGCAGAAGUAAGGAUCCCCCACCACCAAUCAAGACUAUCCAAGAAAUUCUACCUGCUCUUAAUGUACUCAUCACCCACAGUGACAUCAACAUACUUGUAGACACAGUAUGGGCUAUCAGCUAUUUAACGGAUGGGGGCAAUGAUCAGAUCCAGAUGGUUAUAGACUCGGGUAUUGUGCCCAAACUAAUCCCUCUUCUCUCACACAAAGAGGUGAAGUGCCAGACAGCAGCUUUAAGGGCUGUGGGCAACAUUGUAACAGGCACAGACGAACAAACUCAAGUUGUUCUUAACUGUGAUGCAUUGUCACACUUCCCAGCCUUGCUCUCACAUCAGAAAGAAAAGAUCUGCAAAGAAGCAGUGUGGUUCUUGUCAAACAUAACGGCUGGUAAUAAACAACAAGUACAGGCAGUUAUUGACGCUGGUCUCCUACCCAAGAUUGUGGAAAACCUCAGCAAGGGUGAAUUCCAGACCCAAAAGGAGGCAGCUUGGGCUGUUUCCAACUUAUGUAUCAGUGGCACUAAGGAGCAAGUAGCUACUCUAAUCCAAUGUGGAGUUAUACCCCCUCUGUGCAAUCUCCUCGCAUGCAAGGAUACACAAGUUAUUAAUGUGGUACUAGACGGUCUCUCUAACAUGCUAAAGAUGGCUGGAGACAGUGCAGAACAAGUGGCCAACAUGAUUGAGGAAUGCGGAGGUAUCGACAAGAUUGAGGAACUGCAGUCUCAUGAGAAAGUGGAGAUUUACAAGAUGGCGUAUGAUAUCAUUGAGCAGUACUUUGCGGACGAGGAAGAAGACGCGACCCUCGUGCCUCCAACGGCGGAACAAUCUUUCCAGUUCGAGCCGGCGCCCAGCGGUCCCCAAGACGGCUUCCGCUUUUAG